AUGAAUUUGAAGCGGAGUACUGCUAGCUCGAAGUUUCCAGGAAACGAAAGACAGCCAGGACGACUGAGGAGAAAUGGGACUGGAAGUGAUUUUGACGGAGAAGGGAGGGAGAAGGAAGUUUCUAAACGAUGGGCUGGGGACAGAUGGAGGUCGGGGCCUCCAGGCCCUUACAUCAAGGAUACGGACUUCGGUGAUUACCAGGAUGGGUACUACUCCGUACAGACGUUGGAUGGUGAGAAAAUCGGCCAGCUCAUCGCUGGCUAUAUCGACAUCAUCGUAAAGAAGAAGGCCAUGAAGGAUCACCUCGGAAUCGAAGGUGAUGAAGGAUCGACCAUGCUGGAAGACGUGGUUGCACCAGCCAAAGCCACUCUGGUGGCUCACGGGCAGAUCGGAGCCGGACAGUACGCUCAGGAUGGCCAUGUGGCGCUACGUGGUGUGCUGCGCACCCCGCAGCAGCAACCGCACGGUUACGGCUAUGGAAUCAAUGGUGCGCAAUAUGGAGCAGUCAGUGGUGAAAUCCAGUCACAGAGCAUGGCUAGGAGUUUGACCUAA
Ostertagia ostertagi is the source of this 552-nucleotide messenger RNA. Lineage: Eukaryota; Metazoa; Nematoda; Chromadorea; Rhabditida; Trichostrongylidae. The record is from the annotation of a GenBank genome assembly.